GUCGGAACAUAUAGAAUAUUUCCAACAACUCAUUGUUCGACAGGGACACAUAACUACCAUCCCCACUUUCUCCUGGGCCAGUAGACUCAAGUUCUGUGCUCAUUGUGGUUAGAUGAUUAUCAGUUCUGUCGAGCGAAAUUUCCAAGUCUUUCAAACUCCGCCACUCUUCACAGGACAAUCACUGAGCAGAGGACAGUUAUGGAGAGAUAUGAAGAUACGCCACCUGCAAGGGGUAGCACAAAAAAUAAACUAAGAGCCCCCAGUUCUUCGUUCACGGGCAGGUCUGCUCGUCAGCAGUCGUCUCCAUAUCGCAAGCGCUACCAACAUUCAUUGCCCCAGGUCCCCUUUAUGAGGAGGGCGUUUUCAGGUGUCGUGCACUCCCCUCAAAGCGCAGACGGUGGAGCUGGAAAGGUCGAAGAGGCUAGGAGAAAGACAGCCAGAACAGAACUAGAACAGUUUCAAUUUCCAAGCGAUGUUCUGUGGGAGGCCGUAAUGGCUCAAUAUGCCGACUGCGAAGCAACCCGUUACCGUAUAAUCACUGCAACAUGGGAGAUCGAACGACUUGAGAGGUGGAAGUGCUUCUUCGACCGUUCUCUGAACUAUCUCCAAGAGAAGAAUACUACUUCAGUGUCUAGAUUUGAAUUUUUCAAGAAGUGCUGUCUAGAUCUUGGUGGGGUUGAGGGUCGCCCAGAGGAGAGGGAUAUCUUGAUAGAAGCAUUGCAGAGAGACGCUGCAGCACUGGGCGCCAUGCAGAAGGAUCUCAAGGACACUGAGGAAGUUGCUAUUUCUCUGGGUGUCCUCGACGAGUCGGAGGAGUCUCAGAGCUUCUACUUUGGGGUUACAGAUUCCGGUGAUACAGAGGAUUCUAACCCAAGUGACACUGAGAUUCCGUUAUAUCCAAGCGACCCUGCCACGAGUGACCCAGAGGCCCCCCCCACAAGCGAUCCACCAGCCCCGCCCACAAGUGACCCAGAGGUUCCGUACACGAGCGAUCCCGAGAGGAUUCUUUUUCCGACGGAAGACUCUGAAUGAUAAGCCUUAUGACUCGUAAUGUGUAGUGACUGUAUCACCGCAUUGUACACCACAUCGAACGCUAUGUAAUAUCUUUGCAUGCUGUCUAUGCGUC
This is a messenger RNA of Pisolithus orientalis, 1126 nucleotides long. RefSeq lists its product as uncharacterized. The coding region runs from base 199 to 1032 and encodes 277 amino acids. The record is from RefSeq and is a predicted model, not a curated record. The transcript is spliced from 4 exons. NCBI's taxonomy places the organism in Eukaryota, Fungi, Basidiomycota, Agaricomycetes, Boletales, Pisolithaceae.